GGCGGCGGCGGAGCGGCCUGAGGAGCCCGCGGGGAGAGCGGGCGGCGGCUGUGGGGUUUCGGCGUGUCGCGUCCCUGGGCGGCCGUGAUCCAGCGCCACCAUGCCUGCGGUGUCGAAGGGCGAUGGCAUGCGAGGCCUGGCGGUCUUCAUCUCCGAUAUCCGCAAUUGCAAAAGUAAAGAAGCAGAGAUAAAGAGGAUAAAUAAGGAACUAGCAAACAUUCGGUCAAAAUUUAAAGGUGACAAGGCUCUGGAUGGUUACAGUAAGAAAAAAUAUGUCUGCAAACUGCUUUUCAUCUUUCUUCUGGGCCAUGACAUUGACUUUGGUCACAUGGAGGCUGUAAACCUGCUCAGUUCCAAUAGAUAUACAGAGAAACAGAUUGGCUAUCUCUUCAUCUCUGUCCUAGUGAACUCUAACAGUGAGCUGAUCCGCUUAAUAAACAAUGCCAUCAAGAAUGACCUGGCCAGCCGAAACCCCACCUUCAUGGGGCUUGCUCUGCAUUGCAUUGCUAACGUGGGGAGCAGGGAGAUGGCGGAAGCAUUUGCUGGAGAAAUUCCAAAAAUACUUGUGGCUGGAGACACUAUGGAUAGUGUGAAGCAAAGUGCUGCUUUAUGCUUGCUGCGUUUGUAUAGAACUUCUCCUGACCUUGUUCCCAUGGGAGACUGGACAUCCAGGGUGGUGCAUCUCCUCAAUGACCAGCACUUGGGUGUGGUUACUGCAGCUACAAGCCUGAUCACCACUUUGGCACAGAAGAACCCAGAAGAGUUUAAGACUUCAGUCUCCUUGGCAGUGUCUAGAUUAAGCAGAAUUGUAACUUCUGCAUCAACAGAUCUUCAGGACUACACAUACUACUUUGUUCCUGCUCCUUGGCUAUCUGUGAAACUUCUGAGGCUGUUACAGUGCUAUCCCCCUCCAGAAGACCCUGCGGUACGUGGCCGUCUAACAGAAUGCCUGGAAACUAUUCUUAACAAAGCACAGGAGCCACCAAAGUCAAAAAAAGUACAACACUCAAAUGCGAAGAAUGCUGUCCUGUUUGAGGCAAUAAGCUUAAUUAUACAUCACGACAGUGAGCCAAAUCUACUAGUCCGUGCCUGUAACCAGCUAGGUCAGUUCUUGCAGCACCGAGAAACUAAUUUGCGUUACCUAGCACUGGAAAGCAUGUGCACGCUUGCCAGCUCUGAAUUCUCACAUGAGGCUGUGAAAACACACAUAGAAACAGUUAUCAAUGCAUUGAAGACUGAAAGAGAUGUAAGUGUACGACAAAGAGCUGUAGAUCUUCUGUAUGCAAUGUGUGACCGAAGCAAUGCCCAACAGAUUGUGGCUGAAAUGCUGAAUUACCUGGAGACCGCUGAUUAUUCCAUUAGAGAAGAAAUUGUUCUGAAAGUUGCAAUUCUAGCUGAGAAGUAUGCAGUGGAUUAUACCUGGUAUGUGGAUACAAUCUUGAAUCUGAUUCGCAUUGCUGGUGACUACGUCAGUGAAGAAGUGUGGUAUCGAGUUAUUCAGAUUGUCAUCAACAGGGAUGAUGUUCAAGGAUAUGCAGCAAAGACUGUUUUUGAGGCCCUUCAAGCUCCAGCAUGCCAUGAGAAUCUUGUAAAAGUAGGUGGCUACAUCUUGGGAGAGUUUGGAAAUCUGAUAGCAGGUGAUCCAAGAUCAAGUCCUCUCAUCCAGUUCAACUUGCUACAUUCCAAGUUUCAUCUGUGUAGUGUUCCUACCCGAGCUCUGCUUCUGUCUACCUACAUCAAGUUUGUGAACCUGUUUCCAGAAAUCAAAACUACGAUUCAAGAUGUUUUACGCAGUGACAGUCAGCUAAAGAACGCUGAUGUUGAGCUGCAGCAGAGAGCUGUUGAGUAUUUGAGGCUCAGUACUAUUGCUAGUACUGAUAUAUUGGCUACAGUGUUGGAAGAAAUGCCUCCCUUUCCAGAGAGAGAAUCUUCUAUUUUGGCUAAACUCAAGAAGAAGAAAGGCCCGGGCACAGUUACUGACCUUGAAGAGAUCAAAAAGGAGAGGAGCUCUGAUAUGAAUGGAAGUGCUGAACCUGCCUCUGUCAAUGCCAGUGCUGUUUCUACUCCUUCUCCAUCGGCGGAUCUGCUGGGUCUGGGUGCUGCCCCUAUCACCAAUUCAGCUCCCCCACCUUCCUCUAGUGGUAGCCUGCUGGUGGAUGUAUUUUCAGAUUCAGCUUCUGCGGUUGCACCUCUUGCUCCUGGUUCUGAUGACAACUUUGCGAGCCCUGACCUGGCUUCAUCUGAGGUAGUUUCUGAGGAACCAGCUGAUACUGUGCAUGAUGCUGAUGAGCUUUUUCACAAGUUUGUGUGUAAAAAUAAUGGAGUCUUAUUCGAAAAUCAGUUGCUACAAAUUGGCUUGAAAUCUGAAUUUCGGCAGAACCUGGGGCGUAUGUUCAUAUUCUAUGGUAAUAAGACAUCAACACAGUUCUUGAAUUUUACUCCAACAGUAAUCUGCUCAGAUGACCUUCAGUCAAGCCUGAAUCUUCAGACAAAACCUGUUGACCCCACAGUGGAUGGAGGUGCACAGGUUCAACAGGUUGUGAACAUCGAAUGCGUGUCAGACUUCAUGGAAGCUCCAAUCCUGAACAUUCAGUUCAGGUAUGGUGGAACAUUUCAAAAUCUUUCAGUAAAAUUACCCAUCACACUGAAUAAGUUUUUCCAGCCAACAGAGAUGUCUUCUCAAGACUUUUUUCAGCGUUGGAAGCAACUGAGCAAUCCAAAACAAGAAGUACAGAAUAUCUUCAAAGCAAAACACCCAAUGGAUGCAGAGAUCACAAAAGCAAAGAUAAUAGGCUUUGGAUCAGCGCUGCUUGAGGAGGUAGAUCCCAAUCCUGCCAACUUUGUUGGUGCUGGUAUCAUACAUACAAAAACUACUCAGAUUGGAUGCUUGCUGCGCCUUGAACCCAACCUCCAGGCACAGAUGUACAGGCUCACACUACGAACAAGUAAAGAAGCUGUAUCUCAGAGAUUAUGUGAAUUGCUGUCUGAACAGUUUUAAUAUUAACCAUGUCAGUUUUGGUUUUUCCACUUAUAUCACUGUCAUCAUACUGCAAAUAAAUGUCUUGUACAUCA
Molecule: messenger RNA, 3072 nt
Organism: Pseudopipra pipra
Lineage: Eukaryota; Metazoa; Chordata; Aves; Passeriformes; Pipridae
Gene: AP2A2
Product: adaptor related protein complex 2 subunit alpha 2
Exons: 23
Coding region: 101-2998 (965 amino acids)
Biological process (GO): intracellular protein transport; clathrin-dependent endocytosis
Cellular component (GO): AP-2 adaptor complex; membrane coat
Molecular function (GO): clathrin-cargo adaptor activity
Source: RefSeq, a predicted model, not a curated record